GUGUCUAUAAUAUAAAACGGAAGCCAGUCUAUUGCUGCCAGGAGCAUCGGCUUGGAUUAUUAAGCCGCAAAGGAAGAAUGUUAUGGCUAGUGAAAGACUGACUCCAAUUAAUAUCAUGGACGGCAUACAUUUGGAAACAACUUUUCAUCGUAACUCAGUGGAAUCCAUUGAUAUGAAGGAUGAGAAGGUGGAAGCCAUCAGUCAGAAUGAUUGCCAGGAUAUCGAUGAAGAAAUUAUUGAGGCUAUCCAUGGAGAGAGUACUGUCUUUAUAAAGACUGAAGAUACAGGUAAUGUAAAAGGUGAGAGCCAGUGUCUGAAGAAGUCAAAAGUCUGGGCAAAGAAGCAGUUGGUGAAUGUGACUUGGGCAUUGUCAUGUGUGAAGAUGUAGAUCCAUUAUCUAAGGAUUGUGAGAGCAAAUGCUCAUCAGAUGAUGUUCAUGAAGGGGAUGAAGAGGCAUCUAAAGAAGUGGAUGCAGUUAAGAAACAUUUCCUAUGUGAUGUAUGUGGUAUGAAAU
Messenger RNA from Penaeus vannamei (Pacific white shrimp), 514 nucleotides. NCBI's taxonomy places the organism in Eukaryota, Metazoa, Arthropoda, Malacostraca, Decapoda, Penaeidae. The record is from RefSeq and is a predicted model, not a curated record.